This is a messenger RNA of Pisolithus orientalis, 1507 nucleotides long. Its product is annotated as thioredoxin-like protein. The transcript is spliced from 2 exons. The coding region runs from base 250 to 1263 and encodes 337 amino acids. The record is from RefSeq and is a predicted model, not a curated record. NCBI's taxonomy places the organism in Eukaryota, Fungi, Basidiomycota, Agaricomycetes, Boletales, Pisolithaceae.
GAUCUCGAGUACGUCAAGUUUCAACCGCCUAGAUCGACGAACGUAAAAUAAGUAGACUAAUAGCACAUCCGGGACCAUCCUGAUCCGAUCAAGGUCGGACGACGACGACGACCGUUUGUUGGACAAAGCUCCUGCAAAUUUGCAUUCGCUACUACCAGCGCACGUUCAACACAAGAAAAAUGGUACGUUUCUCCAUGCUCAGGUGUAUGCUCGCUUAUAGGGUGAUCCCUAUGUAUACACGUAUGUUGAAUGCACUACGCCCGCUCACGCUCACGACAUGUACGAAAAUAUGCAUGUGCACCCUGCGUCUAUAGGACGCCGACUAUCGAGUACCUCGUCCACUCGGGGAAACUUUUCGAAGGAUUGUCGCGCUCGUCCUCGCCAGAACGAUCCACAUCGCCCACUAUCUCGUUUGCAUCCAACUCGUCGGACGACUCUGAUACUGAGAACUUCGGCUUUGAUGGUGAUAAUCAAGGAGGGAAUGCUUGGGUCGGGAAGCGUCGUAGUGGACAGAUGGACGGUGUGCCACGCGAAUCGAUCGGGAUGGCUCCUGGGAGGACGGGUGUGAAGGGUGUAAUCAGGGACGAACGGGAGGCACAGCAGAUCAAAGCUGCGCAACGCCAGCGGGAGAUAGAUGCUCUGCGAAGACGGAUGGAAAAGGCUAACUUGGGUGGGAUGACUUAUUUGGAGGAGGAGCGGGAGCGUCGUGAGUUGGAAGGGCUGGAGGAGGAAGAGAAGAAGGUGAGGCGGGAUGUGUUAGGGCGUGCCAAGGAUGGGCGGUUUGGACAUUUGAGGGAGGUGGGCAAGGCGGGGUUCGUUGGGGCCGUUGAAAGAGAGGACAGUGGUGUUUGGGUCGUCGUGCAUUUGUAUGACCCUUCACUGGACAGGUGUUAUGACCUCGACGAUACGUUGGCGAGGCUGGCACGGAUGUAUCCUCAGACCAAGUUCUUACGUGCCCGCGCUGCUGCUCUCGGGUUUGCAUCUAAAGGACUGGCGCCGAGGUCUCAUAAGUCAUAUUCGAGGCAACAGGCGAUGCCCGGUCGAUAUGUUGAUAACGAUGAAGACGAAGUUUUUGGUAACGAUGAGGAUACAGAUGAAAAGACACCUUACUAUGAUGAUGAAGAGGAGAACGAGGAAGUAGAAGUGGACACGGACAUGCUACCUACUCUACUUGUCUAUCGGGACGGUCAACUCGUGCAUAACUGGGUACGGGUUGAUUGGGAGGCUGGAAAGGCGGGCGUGGACGAUCUGCUUGCACGGUAGGUUCCUAAGGAUCUGGUUGUCUGGCGUGUCUCUGACUACAUACACAUGAAUCGCAGACACCAUGUUAUAUCUAGUUCGUCGCGCGGUCUGCCUGCGCUGUGGAGUGCUGGAAAUGUAGAAGACGAUGAAGAUUUGAUCUGGAGCGACGAAGAGAACAGUGCUCCAAGGUAAUGGUCAGAUUUUCACUUCCCCGUGUGUAUACGUAUUAGUCUCGUACAUUACUGGCACCGCUUGUCAGAAGAUC